UGUUACAACAAUAAUCGGUAUUUAUAAACAGCUGAUCCGCGAACAGACAUAGUCCCGGUGCGUAAAGUUGAAUCGAUGUCCGAUGACAAAAAGAUCGCGCGCAAGUUGGCAGACGCCAAACGUCUAGAAAUAGACCGUUUUGUUUGCCGCGGCAGUUUGGUUUUUGUGUCUGUGUGCAUUCCAACCUUCGUACAGUGUUUAAGACAUAUAAAGCCUUUAGAUACAACAGGUAGCGCCGCCGAGUGCGAUAUAAACGCUUUGAACGCUGCCAUAUCAUAACUGCAGAAAAAUGACGAAAACCACUGAGGAGGCUGGAUACGAUCUCGUCCAAUCUUUACUCAAAUUUCACGAUGGAUCUCACGGUGCCCGAGAUCGCAUGGUUCAUAAGCCCGGAUGGAAAAUGCUUUUUAUGAUGUUAAAAUAUUUAAACUGCUACCCGGAAUUAACUUCAAUGCCGUAUCAAUUGACUCCGAUUGUACUGGACGUACCACCCGAAUAUCGUCAAAUUGUCUUGAAGAAUCCCAUGAUCGUUAGAAGACGUUACGUAGAAUUACUACCUAUCAAAUAUGGAUAUCGAGAAUUUUGGAAGACUCACAUAAACCGUUCGAGGGCAUUGCCUUAUCAAUAUUUAUUGUGGGAAGGCGGUUUCGUUCUGAUUGUAUUUUGUUUUUACGCCAUUGGCGAUAAUGUCAUACGUGUAGUAAAUAUCACAAUACAUUUUUCAAAAAAAGACGUACAACCCGAACCGUUGUGCUAUCAAGAUAAGCUCAUGCUGGAAGAGUGUUAUCCACUGGAUACGUUCAAUCCCGGAUUUGCAUUACCCAAACCAGUAUCGAUCAACACGAAUAGGUGGACAAUUUUGCGAGAGUUAAAAGAAUCCAGUGACAAAAAAGGCAACGAACUGUUUUUGCUAUCGUUGUCGCCUUUGAUGGACGAAUUGUCGGACCAAGUUCUUACGGACACCAGGCGCAAAAUGUUAGAGCUGUUGGAAGAAGCUAUGAGCUGGAAAAGAAAUUUUGAUCGUUAGAAUGCCGUAUCGAUCGUGUCCUUGUUAUCAAGACGUGUACCUAUAAUCUGUUACAAUUUAAAAAUGUUUUAAAACAUAUUAUUUAUUAGUUAUUUGUUAUUAGUACGAGUAAGUUUAUAUUUAUAAAACGUUCCCGUUAUUCGAUUCCUUAUUGCAGACCUAUAUUCUUAAUUUAUUAUACACACCUAUAAAUAUAAUAUGAGUAACGUUUAAGUUGUAAAAGUCAUAUACCUAUUUUAAUAAUUGUUUUUUUUUUUUAAUACUUGUGUAGACUUACGAUCAUAAUAUUAUCCUAAAUAUUAUUAUUUAACGUUUGGUUAUUUUAAGAUAUAAUGCGUUUAGACGCGUUUGUCUACAAUACAAUGUUCGCUAAGAAAAUAUCAAGUUGCCGGGGUUAUUAAAAGUCGACUAUUGAUCAA
Molecule: messenger RNA, 1446 nt
Organism: Metopolophium dirhodum (rose-grain aphid)
Lineage: Eukaryota; Metazoa; Arthropoda; Insecta; Hemiptera; Aphididae
Exons: 6
Coding region: 290-1027 (245 amino acids)
Molecular function (GO): DNA binding
Source: RefSeq, a predicted model, not a curated record